AUGAGCCACAAAUUCAAAAGGGUUGCUGUUGCCCAACUAUGUUCAUCCGCUGACUUAGCCAAUAAUCUAAAAGUAAUAAAAAAACUAAUAUCUAGAGCUAUUCAAGAUGAGGCAGAUGUUGUGUUUUUUCCAGAGGCGAGCGACUAUCUUUCUCAAAACCCUCUUCACUCCAGAUAUUUGGCCCAAAAGAGUCCGCAAUUCAUCCAGCAAUUACAAUCGGGAAUCACUGACCUCGUUAAGCAAAAUUCAAGAAAUAUUGAUGUUUCUAUUGGAGUCCACUUGCCGCCAACACAGCAGGAUCUGUUGAAUGGUAAUGAUCGGGUCAAGAAUGUUCUCCUCUAUAUCAAUUACGAAGGGAAAAUACUUCAAAAGUAUCAAAAAUUACAUUUAUUUGACGUAGACGUACCAAAUGGUCCAAUCCUGAAGGAAUCAAAAUCGGUCCAACCGGGGGAAGCUAUUCCCGACAUAAUAGAGACACCUUUGGGUAAAUUGGGUAGCGCAAUAUGCUACGAUAUUCGCUUCCCGGAGUUCCCUUUAAAACUCCGGUCUAUGGGAGCUGAAAUCUUAUGUUUCCCCAGUGCAUUUACUACCAAAACAGGGGAGGCUCACUGGGAGCUACUGGGUAGAGCAAGAGCGGUUGAUACCCAAUGCUAUGUGGUCAUGCCAGGACAAGAAGGUGUCCACGAUCUUUGCGAUCCAGCAUGGGAGAAACAGCAGCAUAUAAUUGCUUCGGCGAAGAGCCCUAAGAGAGAAUCUUGGGGUCAUUCAAUAGUGGUUGAUCCUUGGGGAAAAGUAAUAGCUCGUGCAGACCCAAAUUGUGUCGGUCCGCAGCUUUUUGUUACAGAUUUGGACUUUGAGUUGUUGCAAGACAUAAGAAACAGAAUGCCUUUGUGGAACCAAAGAAGAGACGAUUUGUUUUAUUGA
Messenger RNA from Saccharomyces eubayanus, 924 nucleotides. RefSeq names its product putative hydrolase (gene NIT2). NCBI's taxonomy places the organism in Eukaryota, Fungi, Ascomycota, Saccharomycetes, Saccharomycetales, Saccharomycetaceae. Bases 1 to 924 code for a protein of 307 amino acids. The record is from RefSeq and is a predicted model, not a curated record. Gene Ontology annotation, molecular function: hydrolase activity, acting on carbon-nitrogen (but not peptide) bonds, in linear amides. The transcript has a single exon.